AUGCAGUUUGCAAUCUGGCUGGUUGGACUAACGUGUCAUCUCUCAGCACUCGUGCGGAACUCGCUAGCAUAUCGAUUGCAUCCCAAGCAAGAGGGUUUCAUUAAACAAUUGUCAUCUUACGAAAUUGUAACGCCACUUCGCAUAAAUGAUUUUGGAGAAUCCUUCCCUCACAACCGGCACUACAGACGGAAACGGAGAAGUGUGGAUACCGAAAUUUCGGGUUUACGGGCUCACUACAGAAUCGACGCGUUCGGAGAACGCUUUCAUCUCAAUUUAACAGCUGACUCGGGAUUUAUCGCCCCUUCGUAUACGGUGACACACUUAGGAGCGGAGAGCAGUAACCUGAAUGACUCUCAUCGAGACCUCAGUGACAUGCGGCACUGUUUUUUUAGCGGGCAUGUCAACGCAAAACGUGAAUAUCCGGCAAUCUUCAGUCUGUGCACUGGGCUGAUUGGAACAUUUACGACCCACACUGGAGAAUAUUUCUUGGAGCCUUUAAUGAAAGCAGAUGGUGAGGAGUUUGAGGAAGAGCAUAACAAACCUCAUCUGGUUUACCGCCAUGACAGACGUGGGAUGGGCCAUCAUAGCGCUCACCCUCAACCCUGUGCAGCUGCAGACAAGCACAUCACUAAUCACGUCAGUCUCCAAAGCAACAGAAGCCUCGUGGAAGAGGUGGAAUCUAUACAGGAAACGAUGGAUCAUCACCACCCAGGAAACCAUACAAGACGGAAAAGAUUUCUCUCUUAUCCCCGUUUUGUGGAGCUAAUGGUUACAGCUGACACCAAAAUGGUGCGACAUCAUGGGCGCAACUUAGAGCACUACAUCCUAACAAUCAUGUCAGUAGUGGCUGCAAUUUACAGAGACCCUAGUGUUGGAAACCUUAUCAAUAUCGUGAUUGUGAAAUUAAUUGUCAUCCACAAUGAACAGGAAGGACCAUCUGUCAACUCCUACGCUGCUACAACUCUCCACAAUUUCUGUGUCUGGCAACAGAGCCAAAAUGUCCAAGACGACAGUCAUCCCUCCCACCAUGACACAGCACUGCUGAUCACCAGGGAAGAUAUCUGCCGUGCAAAGGACAAGUGUGAUACGUUAGGCCUGGCUGAGCUCGGGACCAUGUGUGACCCAUAUCGAAGCUGCUCCAUCAGCGAGGAAAACGGUUUGAGCGCCUCCUUCACCAUUGCUCAUGAACUAGGCCAUGUCUUCAACAUGCCCCAUGAUGAUAAUCCUAAGUGUCGUGAGGCUGGCAUGAAGCACCAGUACCACGUCAUGGCACCCACCCUGAAUUAUGACACAAGCCCCUGGUCCUGGUCCAAGUGCAGCCGCAAAUACAUCACUGAGUUUCUUGAUACGGGUUAUGGAGAGUGUUUACUUGAUGAGCCGGUUAGCAGAAUCUACAACCUUCCCGUGCAGCUCCCAGGUCAACUUUACAAUGCUAAUCGACAGUGUGAACUCAUGUUUGGACCUGGCUCACAAGUGUGCCCCUAUAUGAAACAGUGCAAACGGCUUUGGUGCACAAGUGCUGAGGGUGACCAUAAAGGUUGUCGUACCCAACACAUGCCACUGGCCGAUGGCACUGAGUGUGGAAAUGGAAUGCACUGCAGACAUGGCAUGUGUGUGAAUAAGGAGAUAGACAUGCAGCCUGUUCAUGGGGAAUGGGGGCCCUGGGGACCAUACAGCGUGUGCUCACGGACCUGUGGUGGAGGAACCAGGAGCACAUCCAGAGACUGCAACAAACCCGAGCCCAGAAACGGAGGGAGGUUUUGCGUUGGUCGCAGGAUGAAGUUCCGCUCGUGCAACACAGAACCCUGCCCUCGAGGGCGGCGAGACUUCCGUGAGGAGCAGUGCGCCCAUUUCGACGGCAAACACUUUAACAUCAACGGCCUACCUCCCACCGUUCGCUGGGUCCCCAAGUACAGCGGCAUUCUAAUGAAGGACCGUUGUAAGCUGUUCUGUCGGGUCGCUGGGACGAUGGCGUACUAUCAGCUAAGAGACAGGGUCAUCGAUGGGACGCCAUGUGGACCAGACACUUACGACAUCUGUGUUCAAGGCCUGUGCAGGCAAGCAGGAUGUGACCAUGUGUUGAAUUCCAAGGCAAGGAAUGACAAGUGUGGAGUGUGUGGAGGAGACAACUCCUCGUGUAAGACGUUAGCCGGGACAUUCAACAAUGCACAGUAUGGUUAUAAUGUGGUGGUACGAAUCCCUGCUGGAGCGACCAAUAUCGACAUUAAACAGGUCAGCUACUCAGGGUCACCCGAAGAUGACAACUACCUCGCUUUAUCUGACAGUCAGUCCAACUUUCUGCUGAAUGGGAACUUUGUGGUAUCCAUGUUUAAAAGGGAAAUCACCUACAAGGGAACAGAGAUUGAAUACAGUGGCUCCAAUACCACAGAGGAGCGCAUCAACUGCACUGAACGCAUCGAAGAUGAGCUAAUACUCCAGGUCCUAUGUGUGGGGAACCUGUACAACCCCGAUGUUCGUUACUCCUUCAACAUCCCGAUUGAGGAGAACAGGGAGCAGUUUGUGUGGGAUCCUUCAGGCCCUUGGCAAGAGUGCAGCCGCAUGUGUCUAGGUGAAAGGCGACGUAAGGCAGUGUGUGUGAGGAAAAGCGACCAUCUGGUGGUGUCAGACCAGAGAUGUGAGCAUCUACCUCGUCCCAGAGGAUCUACAGAACCCUGUAACACAGAAUGUGAACUGAGGUGGCACGUGGCUGGGAAGAGUGAAUGCUCCACUAAAUGCGGGCCAGGCUACCGCUCCUUAGACGUGGUGUGUAUGCGUUACAGCCAGUCCAAAAGGCAGAGUGACAGAGUGGAGAGCAGGGUCUGUGCAGAGCUGCCCAAGCCUCAGACACGAGAACCCUGCCACGGAGACUGUCUGCUCAAGAGCUGGCAGUACAGCGCCUGGUCCCAGUGUUCGAAAAGCUGUGGUCGUGGCACCAGGACACGAGAGGCUUACUGUAUGAAUAACCUGGGGCGCAGACUGGUGGACAGAGAGUGCAGUGACUAUCAGAGAAUUGUCAUUGAGACAUGUAAUGAUGUGGCAUGUCCCAACUGGUCUACAAGCGAGUGGAGCGAGUGCAUGGUGACGUGUGGUAAAGGGGUAAGACACAGACAGGUAUACUGCGUGCUGGGAGAUGAGAAGCUGAGUGAGCAUCGCUGUGACUCCAACACUAAACCCUCUCCUCUAGGCAGCUGUGAACAACCAGAGUGUGCAUCUUGGCAGGCUGGGGUCUGGAGCGCGUGUACUGUCACCUGUGGCCAUGGUUACCAGAUGCGGGCAGUAAGGUGUGUGUCUGGAGCCUACGGGGAAGCGCUUGAUGACAGGGAGUGUAAUGCUGCAGCAAGGCCCCGAGACAGCCAGGAAUGUGAGAUGCCCUCCUGUCCUCGAACAUCAUCCAUCCUCAGCACAGUACGACCUGUGGGCUCUGGUCAGAUCAUCACACAAUGGAGAUAUGGGUCCUGGACAACAUGCUCAGUCUCCUGUGGGAAGGGGAAGCGUGCACGGUACGUGAGUUGCAGAGAUUCUCAGGGAGGGGUGGCAGAUGAGUCGUACUGUGCCCACCUACCCCGACCCCCCCAGACGGCAGAAUGCUUCAGUCCAUGUGGCCAGUGGCGUGAGGGAGAGUGGUCACCAUGCUCAGUGUCAUGUGGUGUGGGCCACUCCACCAGACAGGUCGUGUGUAUGAACUACCACCAGCAGGUGGAUGACUCAUUCUGCCACCCUGAAGAAAAGCCCAGCGCUGAACAGGAAUGUGUUGCGAUGCCCUGCCACUCAAACUACCCCCUGCAGCCCAAGAGCCACCCCUACCUCCCCCCUGACCCAGGCCACCACCCUGGCCACAGCAGCUGGAACGUACCAUCUGCAGAUUAUCAGUGGAGGACGGGCCCCUGGGGAGCAUGCUCUAGUACCUGUGAGGGCGGCUUCCAGAGGAGAGUGGUGGUAUGUCAGGAUGCAGAGGGCCGUAGCACCAACUACUGUGACGAGAGGGUCAAACCCAAUGAAUCCAAGAGCUGCAACUCAGGACCCUGCCCACUCUGGAACUAUGGAAUCUGGGGGGAGUGCACACAGACAUGUGGUGGCGGAAGGAGGACGCGGUUAGUGGUUUGCCAGCGGCCCAAUGGCCAGAGACUGAACGAGCACAGCUGCGACAUGCUGGACAAGCCACCUGACGUGGAGCAGUGUAACACGCAGCCGUGCCCGAGCAGUGCUUCCUGGCACAGACGACCAUGGAAGCCGUGCUCUGUGACCUGUGGCAAGGGGAUCAAGGACAGGGAUAUUACCUGUGUUUACCAGAACCAAACCGAAAUAGAGGAGGAGUACUGCGCCCAUCUUCCAAGGCCCAGGACGCAGAAAGUCUGCCGGACUGGGGCUUGUCCUAGCUGGAAAGCCAACAGGUGGAGAUCGUGCUCAGUAAGCUGUGGAAUGGGAGUCCAGAGCAGGGAAGUAUACUGUCGACUGAGGGGCACUGGUCGGGUCAGUGAAGAAUUAUGUGAUCCACGUGUACGGCCUGCCAGCCUGCAGCCUUGCCUGUCCCCUGACUGCCACCACCAUGUCUGGGCAGCACAUGAGUGGCAGGAGUGUAAUGCCACCUGUGGAGAGGGAGUGCAGAGUAGGAAGGUGCUGUGUGUGGACAACAGGAUGACCCCUGUACCUGACAGCCUAUGUAACCCAUUGUCACGACCAUCACAUUAUCAGCCCUGCUAUGGUUCUGUCUGCCAGUAUAUGUGGAUGACAGGAGCAUGGACACAGUGCUCUGUUAGCUGUGGUGUUGGUUACCAGCAGAGGAUGGUGUCCUGCUCUGUCAUGCCUUCUGCAGCAAACCUGCAGUUGUUCACGGCCCAGUCGUUCCACCGUUCUGUCCCAGGAGCAGAGUGCCCUCAGCCCCAGCCACUAGACACCAGGCAGUGCCAGAUCAGAGAGUGUCCCCCAACAAGCCACUGGGAAGUUGGCCCAUGGAGCAAGUGUUCUCAGACAUGUGGUGCUGGUGUAAUGGAGAGAAGUGUGCUAUGCUUCACCUCCAAACAACUCCCGUCCAAAGACUGUCCCUCAUCUGAGAGACCUGAGUCCAGAGCUGCCUGCAGCCAGACAGAGUGUCAAAUAUUCUCAACAUGCAGAGAGGUUCAGAUGAAAGAAGGUAUAAGAAAAGAUGGUGAACACUAUCUUAAAGUCAAAUCAAAGAUUAUCCAGAUUUACUGUGCAGAAAUGCAAACCAAUUUUCCGAAGGAGUACGUCACUUUGCGCAGUGGCCAAACUGAUAACUACUCUGAAGUCUAUGGAUACCGGUUGCAGAACCCCUUUGAAUGCCCUUUCAAUGGCAGUAGAAGACAGGACUGUGUCUGCAGGAAUGACUACCCAGCGGCAGGCUAUACACUCUUCCACAAAGUCCGCCUAGACCUUAGCACCUUGAGAAUAAUAACAACAGACGUGCAGUUCACUGAGACUUUACUCGGUCGGCCUGUGCCCUUUGCCACUGCAGGAGACUGCUACAGUGCAGCCAAGUGUCCACAGGGUCAGUUCAGCAUCAACCUCACUGGAACAGGACUAAAGGUAGCUGAAUCAACCAAGUGGGUUUCCCAGGGUAACUAUGUUACAGUCAAAGUUCACAGAUCAGAGGAUGGCACAAGAAUCUAUGGUCGCUGUGGAGGUUUUUGUGGAAAGUGCAGUCCACAUCCACAUGCUGGGCUGCUUGUCCAAGUCCAAUGA
Chanos chanos (milkfish) is the source of this 5700-nucleotide messenger RNA. Its product is annotated as A disintegrin and metalloproteinase with thrombospondin motifs 20. Bases 1 to 5700 code for a protein of 1899 amino acids. Gene Ontology annotation, biological process: proteolysis; extracellular matrix organization. The record is from RefSeq and is a predicted model, not a curated record. Gene Ontology annotation, molecular function: metalloendopeptidase activity; zinc ion binding. Lineage: Eukaryota; Metazoa; Chordata; Actinopteri; Gonorynchiformes; Chanidae. The transcript is spliced from 39 exons.